This is a messenger RNA of Cucurbita maxima (winter squash), 1243 nucleotides long. RefSeq names its product cinnamoyl-CoA reductase 1. Gene Ontology annotation, molecular function: oxidoreductase activity, acting on the CH-OH group of donors, NAD or NADP as acceptor. NCBI's taxonomy places the organism in Eukaryota, Viridiplantae, Streptophyta, Magnoliopsida, Cucurbitales, Cucurbitaceae. Bases 87 to 1064 code for a protein of 325 amino acids. The record is from RefSeq and is a predicted model, not a curated record. The transcript has 6 exons.
CGUAUAUCCGUCCUUCCUCAAAUCAACUGUGACGUCAAGAAGUGAGGUGAAGUGAAGGGCAAACCCCAAUUCUUUUCAAUCCAGAGAUGUCCACCACCGAGAAACCCGAACUUGUCUGCGUCACCGGCGGCAGUGGCUGUAUUGGAUCCUGGCUCGUUCACCUCCUCCUCCUCCGCGGCUACUCCGUCCACGCCACCGUCCAAAAUCUCAAGGAUGAGAACGAAACCAAGCAUCUGGAGGCUUUAGAAGGAGCGGAAGCUCGUCUUCGUCUCUUCCAAAUUGACCUCCUCGAUUAUGACUCCAUUGCCGCCGCCGUCUCUGGUUGCUCCGGCGUCUUCCACGUUGCGUCUCCUUGCAUUGUUGACCCUGUAGAAGAUCCUGAGAGGGAUUUACUGGAUCCAGCUAUCAAAGGAACCAUCAAUGUCCUGACGGCGGCUAAGGAGGCUGGGGUACAACGCGUAGUGGUAACUUCUUCUAUCUCCUCCAUGAUUCCGAACCCUAACUGGCCAGCGAAUGUUGUAAUAAAUGAAGAAUGCUGGACAGAUAUUGAUUACUGCAAGCAAAAGGGGCUGUGGUAUUCAGUUUCGAAAACUCUAGCAGAAAAGGCUACUUGGAAUUUUGCCAAGGAGAAAGGAUUGGAUGUGGUGGUGAUUAAUCCAGGCACAGUGAUGGGCCCUGUGUUUCCUCCCAGAAUUAAUGCUAGCAUGCAAAUGCUUUUAAAACUUCUCAAGGGGUGCAAUGAGACAUUUGAGGACGUCUUUAUCGGAGUUGUGCAUUUUAAAGAUGUUGCAUUAGCACAUAUUUUGGUGUAUGAAAACAAAGCAGCAACAGGAAGACACUUUUGUGCUGAGGCCAUAGCUGGUUACUCGGACUAUGCUGCCAAGGUUGCUGAACUCUUCCCUCAGUAUGAGGUGCCCAGGUCGAUAGAAGAUACGCAACCUGGUUUGGUGAGAACAAAAGAUGGAGGUAAUAAGUUGAUGAAGCUGGGGCUGGAAUUCAUCCCAAUGGAACAAAUCCUCAAGGACGCCGUUGAGGAUCUAAAAAAGAAGGGAUAUAUUUCCUGAAUACGAUCAUCAAAUGCCAUGUAAGUUCUCUUUUCAGUCACCUAGUCGAGUCCUUCGUCACACCGACCUUAUGUAAAAGUGCCUGAAUGUCGAUGUUAACGGAAAUAUUAUGUCAGCCUUCUAUGCCCUCAGAUUUCACUUCAAAAUAAAAUGUUGUUUAGUUUCAAGAUUUUCUUAUC